AUGAGGGACUACAAGCGGAUACCAUGGGCAGGUAAUGGCUUGGCAUCCUCCUCCUCACUCUUCACCUUCCUGCCUGAAGCUCCGGAGCCGCAGCAGACGUUUCCAGAUCUGCCCUUGGUGACCGUGCCAGAGGAAUCAGGAUCCCAAGACGAGAGCUUUCAGCUCGGUGACUGGCUGGUCAGCCGGGAGCUCCUUGUGGCUUUUCAGCUUGCCGAAAGAGAAGCUCGCGGAUACGGGCACUUCUGCAUCGGAGAGGAGGCUCUUGUCCUGGGCAUGCUGGCGAACCGUUCCCUCGCAGAAGACCUUUGUGGCCGCAAGCUGAGGUCCAUGGUGAAGACCAUGGCCAAGAUGGCCCUUACGCAUGCAGAUGAGCCAUUGGCAGAUGUUUUCUCUUCAAGCUCGCCGUGGCUGCACUCUGGAUCCAGCAAGUUUAUGCUGAGCCACGGGGUGCAUGCAGCUCUGGAUGAGGCCUCCGCUUGGAAACGGCUCCUCCAGCACACGGGUGCUCUGCAGAUAGAGCAUUUGGCAUUGGCCUUGUUGGGUCAGUAUCGCUUGGAUGGCGUCCGAGCCAACUAUCGGGUGCUGGGCCAUUUGCUCGAGUCUUUCGGCUUGCAGGCGAUGGACGCGAAGCGCGCAGUCCUCGAGCGGUUGCCGGGCACGACUGCAAGGAACCAUGCUGCUGCUACAGAGCUUAUUAGCCAAGCGCUGCGAAAAGGCUCAGGUGUGGCUCUUGCAUCGAAAUCUUCGCAGAUCUGGCCGUGCCUCCUUGCGAGCUCACUGGAGCGAAUGACCUGCGGCUUCAAAGAGCGCGCUGUGGAAGCAAAGAUUCUGCUGCUGGCUGCCAUUGCAGGUGAGCACGUGCUGCUUCUAGGCCCGCCCGGAACCGGAAAGAGCAUGCUGGCAAGGCGCCUGGCAUCUGUCUGCGACGGGCAGUAUUUUGAACGUCUGCUGACUCGGUUCACCCUUCCGGAAGAGGUUUGGGGGCCACUGUCCCUUCAAGCCUUAGAAAGAGAGGACCGGCUGAUGCGACAAACCGCUGGAUAUCUCCCGGAGGCAGAGGUCGCAUUCUUAGACGAAGUGUUCAAGGCAUCUCCCGGUGUGCUAAAUUCCCUCAUGUCAAUCCUGAACGAAAGGGUCUUUGACAAUGGGAGCGAGCGCCAUGAAAUACCACUAUGGUGCAUGGUCGGUGCAUCAAACGAACUGCCAGAGAGUGACGUGCUGGAUGCUCUGUACGACCGCUUCCUCCUGAGGAAGAUGGUCGGCCAUGUUUCGGACAGCCAGUAUCAUAGUUUCCUUGUAGAUGAGUUGGCCACUCCGAGUUCUACCACAGCCUCUUCUGAGUCCAGUCGGGACAAGAUUAUUGAUUGCCACCUUUGCCGUCAAGCCUGCAGCUGUGCAUCUCAGCAGGUCAAGGUGCCUCAGCGUUUGCUGAAGCUACUGGCUGACCUGCGAGAGUACCUUCAGCAUCGAGCGGCUUGGCCCGUCCUCCUGUCUGACCGUCGGCUCGCGAAGGCAACACGCUUGCUUCAGAUCGCAGCCUUCACCUGCGGAGGCGUCGAAGUUUCGGAGCUGGAUCUACUUCUGCUUCAGCACGUCUUCUGGGACAGGCCUGAGCAAGGGGAGCAGGUCCGAGACUGGCUCAUAAACUGCCGCUCGCACGGAGAAGACGAAGAGGAGGCUCUCGCCGUCGCGCAGAAGAGCCUGAACCGGAUUCGGGACCAGCUCCCCGGGCCGGGGCCGGGCAGGUUUCCCGUGAGGAGCCGCAUGAAGAAGGACCUCGCCAUGCUGCGCCGUUUCGUGGAGGGCAAGCUACACAGCUGGUGUCAGGCAGAGGCGUCCGUGAAACAUCGACUGGACAUCCUGGGACGAAAGCAAGAGGCGACCUUCAGCUGGCUCGAGGGUGGAGAUGUGCAAGACAUGGCUGCUGCGUUGCUCGCACAGGCCAGGCGUCUCGCCGGCUUCGCUGCGUCCGUGUUGACGCAGGCGGCUGCUCUCGGAGCGUCGCUCGAACACGCCGAGGCACAGCAUGAAGGCACCUCUGCAGUCGUUCCGCUCUCUUUUGGCGAUUUGGGUGACUGGGGCGGCGAGUCAGACGAAGGCUUCGAGAGUCCUGGCUGCAAGGUUUCGAAAGUCUUCGGAAUUGGCGCGGGCUACUAG
This is a messenger RNA of Symbiodinium sp. CCMP2456, 2157 nucleotides long. Lineage: Eukaryota; Dinophyceae; Suessiales; Symbiodiniaceae. The record is from the annotation of a GenBank genome assembly.